Magnolia sinica is the source of this 549-nucleotide messenger RNA. RefSeq lists its product as uncharacterized. The transcript has a single exon. Bases 1 to 549 code for a protein of 182 amino acids. NCBI's taxonomy places the organism in Eukaryota, Viridiplantae, Streptophyta, Magnoliopsida, Magnoliales, Magnoliaceae. The record is from RefSeq and is a predicted model, not a curated record.
AUGAUAACAUGUUCUCUACUUAAAGUGACUAACCAAACACUGACAGUUACUAUUGAUGUGCAGAAUUUACAGUUGUCAGCCCAUUUAACCUGUGUAUAUGCCAGAUGUUCGAGGUUACUCAGAAGACCUCUUUGGGAGGAAUUGGAAGCCCUUUCGACUUCUCUGCUUGGCCCGUGGGGAGUGUGCGGGGAUUUCAACGCCAUAACUGAAAUUGCUGAAAGAAGAAGCAGAGGAGAGUUUGAUGUCAGAAGCACUAGGGAAUUUUCGAAAGUGAUUGAGAACGCGGGACUGAUUGACGCAGGUUUCUCGGGGUCUCUCUACUCAUGGUGCAACAACCAAUCAGGCUCAGCCAGAAGCUGGGCAAGGCUAGAUAGGGUGCUUAUCAACAUCCCUUGGGUUUCCAAUUUUACACGGUUCAAAGUCGAUCAUCUACCUCGGGUAAAUUCAGACCACAACGCAAUUCUCCUGUCUUUCCCUCCCCAACAGUCAAGCAGCUCAAAACCGUUCAGGUUCCAGAGGAUGUGGACGAAGGAUGAUUCUUUCCUUUAG